AUGCUCAUUGCACGGAUAUUACUCUACUUGUUCCCCAUAGUACCGCAGAGAGUUUGGCCUGAAGAAAUAAUAAUGUAUCCUCGCUAUCCAGCAUCUUACAAAACAUGUCCACCUCAGGACAUUGAUGGCGCCGCCGUGUGUAUCACUAUAAAUUUGAAGAAAUGUAGAUUUGUUGAUUUGCAGUGGAGAUAUGUUAAAGAAGUCGUGAAACCCUAUAAUGUUAAGGAUCAAAUAGCUUAUUACGCAGAAACAAAAACUAGAGGAAUUAUUUACAUUUUUCACUUUUGCGAAGCUGGAAAAACACCGUUUUGUAAACUUCCUCGUUCUAGAUCUACAGCCAAGUCGUUUUGUGUCUGA
Cylicocyclus nassatus is the source of this 357-nucleotide messenger RNA. NCBI's taxonomy places the organism in Eukaryota, Metazoa, Nematoda, Chromadorea, Rhabditida, Strongylidae. The record is from the annotation of a GenBank genome assembly.